AUGUUGUUCCCGAAAAACCCACGCAAGGAAAAGAAGGUUCCCCGAACUUGGGGCAAAAAUGUUCAAAACUGGCACAGAUUUGCUAUUCAAAAAGGGGAAUUGGCGAGGAUUCCAGACAAUCAGGCUCUCUCUGAUGGAUUGGUGAAUGCCAUGGUGCGAUUUGUCGUCUUCGAUUUUGAAAAACAUUCCGACAAGAAGGUCUACGUGUUUGACUCAUUGAUUUACUCAAAGUGGCUCAAAUCGAGUAGUUCGGGUCCUGAGAGAACUAAGAUGUUUGCGGAUAUUGACUUCAAGCUGUACGACUACAUCAUCGGGGUGGUUAACACAGAGAACCACUGGGUCAUCUGGGGGACCCGCGAGUUUUCUUCGCUACUACUGAAUGACGGAAACGCCAACGUGUUUCUACUCGACCUGCUCAACCGCGAAGAUGCCAGCACGACGGAGGAGCUCAAGAAGUUUAUAGUGGGUUGCUGCCAGGCUCGGUACUCUGUGAAGGUUGAUACGCUGCAAAUUAAUGUACACAAGCCAGAAGUGGUGCGCCAGAGCGACUUAAUUAACUGCGGCUUUUACAUCAUUAUCAACAUUAGUCCUUGGUUGUGGGAAACAGUUAAGGUUGAAAAGUGUUGGCUGGACCCCAAAAACUUUCUGUUUGUUAAGGAAUUCAUCAUCGACCAUGACGAUUUGCGCCACCGGUGGAUGACAUUCAUGGCGGCGAUUGGCGACAUCUUGAACAACAAACAGCCCGAAUCUCCCCCGAGCAUCCCGUGGGCUUGCAAAACACCAUGGGAGGGGCUCUUCGAUGUGUAUACGGAUAAUCGAGGGGACUUCGACUCGUCCCGUAUCGUGUUGCGUGCGUCGACUCUGAGUGAAGUGGGUGAUAACAGCGAGGAUGUGGAUGAUCAUGGUCAAAUGCCGAAGCAGGCGACGAGUGGCGGUUUCUUGCUGCGCUCACACACGCUGCCGUCGUCCAAUAACCCCACCAAGCGCUGCCAAAUUUCGGCGUCUUCCGACAACAAUCAUCACGAGGUGUUGGCGGACCGCUGA
Diutina rugosa is the source of this 1044-nucleotide messenger RNA. RefSeq lists its product as uncharacterized. Gene Ontology annotation, biological process: proteolysis. The coding region runs from base 1 to 1044 and encodes 347 amino acids. Lineage: Eukaryota; Fungi; Ascomycota; Pichiomycetes; Serinales; Debaryomycetaceae. Gene Ontology annotation, molecular function: cysteine-type peptidase activity. The record is from RefSeq and is a predicted model, not a curated record. The transcript has a single exon.